Cannabis sativa is the source of this 1795-nucleotide messenger RNA. RefSeq lists its product as uncharacterized. Gene Ontology annotation, molecular function: protein binding. The transcript has 11 exons. NCBI's taxonomy places the organism in Eukaryota, Viridiplantae, Streptophyta, Magnoliopsida, Rosales, Cannabaceae. The coding region runs from base 327 to 1514 and encodes 395 amino acids. The record is from RefSeq and is a predicted model, not a curated record.
AGAAAUGAAAUGGGAAUCCUAGCACCCCAUUUGUCCCAAUGAGACCAUGUCGCCCAGAAUUUGGGGUCAUGAUGCUGGGAUUGGCUUUGAUAAUACGAGUGGGUUCAUGGGCACACCAAUGAAUCGGAUUGGGAUUUAAGCUUCCCGUCUCACAUCCCGAGAUAAAUGAGAGUUUAUGUAGCAAUUUUGCAUUUGAUUACUCUGCUGGAUUGGUUGCAUUAAGAGCAGAGAACUAUUGCGUUCAAUUGUACAGCUUGCUUGAAGACCGUGAAGUUUCUGAGAUUCAAGUCUGUGAGAGAAAUCAUCAACCUGUAGAUGAAGUGACUAUGGGAGUAACUCGAGUGGCUAUUUCCAAAGAUGGUUCUACAGUGUGUACUUCUGAUGUUAAGCUUCCUGAAGAUGGAAUUGGGAGUCUUGUUUGUCUUAAGUUUUGGGAAUCUGAUUCAUUGAAUAAAAAUUUUAGCUUGUCCACAAUCGUUUAUGAACCUCACAGGGAUGCUGGUGUCUCUUCAGUUGCUUUCCAUCCUAGUCGCCGAAUGGCUGUUAGCACAUCAAAUGGUGGCGACUUCAAGAUAUGGGUUUCUCAUGAUGAGAUUAAGAAGAAUAUUGGUGAGACAGUUAAGAAUUCUGGUUGGCUGUGUCACUCUGUGGGUUCCUACAAAAAGAAGCCAAUGACAGCUGCUGCAUUUUCUGCUGAUGGCUCUGUUUUGGCGGUUGCAGCAGAAACUGUUAUCACAUUAUGGGACCCUGAACACAAUGUCCUUGUUGCUGUACUCGGAGAAAUUCAGAAGCCAAUUAGGUCUCUAUCGUUUGCUGGAAAAUCAGACUAUCUUGUGAGUGUGUCCGAAGGUUCACAACCACAGCUGUCAGUAUGUAGUAUGUCGAAACUCUCUGUAUCCUGGUCAUACAAGCUUCAAGUAGAAGAUGUAGCUUGUGCUGUUGAUGCAUCAAUGUUUGCAGUUCUUGUUGUUAGUAAAUCGUGUAAUAAUGAGACAACAGUACUUAAAGGAAGAGAUGGGGUAAUCUUAUUAUUCAAUGUCACAGAUCCACUUCCUGUGGCUACUUGGUCUGUAAGGAAGGCCAAGGGGGGAGGACUUGGUUUUAUUCAAGCAAAUAAUCAAACUAAAAAUAUAUUCAAAGCAGGCAAGCCAUCAUCUCAAGAGUUGCUUGUGUAUGUAGAUGGUGAUCACGAAUUUGUUGUAUUUGACCCGCAGAGUAGCGAAACACAUGAACUUAGCCUAACUGGACAACAAAACCUUGCUACCAUUGAGGAAACAGUAGAACAACUUGGAUAUGCAUCUGUGUAUGGUGAGCUACCCGAGUUUGAGUUGAAGAGCAAGGAUGAUGAGUUGUGGGAAGCAACGGCUCCCUCGAGACCCUCGGAGAGACCGUGGGAGAGUAUAUUCAGUGGAUCAAGUCAUGAUCUUCCACCCCUCACUAAAUUAUGUUCACCUUUUUUGGAGUCUUUGCUGGAAAGGAGGACUACUACUUCUACUACUGCCAUUGUUGAAUGAUCAUUUCCAAUUAAGAAGCAACCAAUGAAUGUUGUUGCUUUGCUGAUAGUUUUGGUCAAAUUAAUUAUGAUUAGCUCAAAAUUAAGGCAAAUCCAUUUUGUUAUUGGAUUUUACAUGAUGAUGUUUUUGUACCAAUGUUUGUGAGUCACAAAAGUAAUAUAAUCUUAUGUUUCAAUUUCCUUUUCUGUUACAAAACAAAAAAUUAUUACAGUAGAGAUAAUACUUUGAGAUAUUGUAAUUUACAUUAUUAUUCUGUAAUGACAAUUUUUGUAUUCUUUUUC